AUGUUUCGCCCCGCCGUACGAGCGCUUGCCCGCGCACCCAUCGCCACGCCCUGUGGCCCAGCCAGCAGACGAUUGAUAAGCACCGGUCCUACCAAGUCGAGAAGCUGGAAGAACACCGUCCUCCGACUUGGUCUGGCUGGUGGUGCGAUCUACUACUACAACACUAGCAGCGCAUUCUCCAAAGAGCCCCAAUUCUCCAUCCUCGCCAAGACCCAACAAGACAAUGCCAACGCCUCGUCCGAAACCCUCGACUCCAUCACCCCGAAGAUCCGCGAAGAGCGAGCCGCAGCCCGAAAGGCUAGCGUGAACCCGGAAGAGCUCGAGAAGGAGGCUGGCCAAGAAGCCGCCUUCAACCCGGAGACCGGCGAGAUCAACUGGGACUGCCCUUGCCUGGGUGGUAUGGCGCAUGGUCCUUGCGGAGAGGAGUUCAAGGCCGCGUUCAGCUGCUUCGUGUACUCGGAGGAGGAGCCUAAGGGCAUUGACUGCAUUGAGAAGUUCCAGGGCAUGCAAAAUUGCUUCCGCGCACACCCCGACGUGUACGGUGCCGAACUGGAGGACGAGGAGGAGGCUGAGGCUGCUGAGGCCGGUGCUCCCGCUCCCGCUCCCUCUUCCGAGCGGCCCGCUGCUGUCGCCGCUGAUAUCGAUGCCCCUUCUCAAUCCGAGGUGAAGGCCGACGAAGCAGAGAAGGUCGACUCCACUGAGCCCGAGUUUUUGGUUCCCAAGGCUGCUCACGAUGCCGAGACCAAGAACCAGGAGGCCCAGAAGACUGAGAACUGA
Penicillium waksmanii is the source of this 777-nucleotide messenger RNA. Its product is annotated as coiled-coil-helix-coiled-coil-helix domain-containing protein. The transcript has 3 exons. Gene Ontology annotation, cellular component: mitochondrial intermembrane space. Gene Ontology annotation, biological process: protein import into mitochondrial intermembrane space. Lineage: Eukaryota; Fungi; Ascomycota; Eurotiomycetes; Eurotiales; Aspergillaceae. The coding region runs from base 1 to 777 and encodes 258 amino acids. Gene Ontology annotation, molecular function: protein-disulfide reductase activity. The record is from RefSeq and is a predicted model, not a curated record.